Messenger RNA from Rotaria sordida, 595 nucleotides. The record is from the annotation of a GenBank genome assembly. NCBI's taxonomy places the organism in Eukaryota, Metazoa, Rotifera, Eurotatoria, Philodinida, Philodinidae.
AUGAAUAAAGAAUUAUUAAUCUAUAUUGGAUCACAAUUAUCACAUGUACGAAUAUAUCCAUUAUUUGAUAUGUGUCAUUAUUUAGUGACUGCUUUACAAGUACGAGAUGAUAUACAACAAUAUCAAGCAGCCACACAAAAUUUUACACGUCGUCAUCCAUUAUCAUGUUGGAUAUCGACAAUAAUACUAUGUUUUUCCGGUUCAAUUUUAACGAAUUUUCUACUUGGUGAAAGUCUAUUAAAAGAUUUUAUUCAUCAUCAACAUCUUCUAUUAGCUACAGUAUGUUGGUAUUGUGUAUUUUAUUUCCCAUUUGAUUCUAUGAAUUAUUUAUUACGAUUUAUACCUUUUCGUCUUAUUAUUGGUAUUGGAAAAGAAAUUCAACGAACAAAAAAAAUCUAUGAUGGUGUACGUUUAACUUCAAUUUUAUAUCCCGAUAGUUAUAUUAUUGUUGUAAUCAUUGGAGCUAUUAGAGGCUGUGGUGAAUCAAUAAUGUCAUCUGUUGAUCGAUUUAUUCGUGGUGUAUGGUUACCUUCACAACAUGAAUUUCUUUUUCCAUCAUUGUAAGUUAACUUAUAAUAGUAUUCAUCAGUGGCAU